UUUGUUGAGCCACAUAUUAAAAACAACAAAAGCGUAAUAUGUAGUGAUUACCCGUUCAUACGGGACAGCCAAAGAAAUUCCUUCUGUUACACAUAGGAAGUAACUUAAUAAAUAAAAAUAAAAACACACACUUAUUUCAAUUGAAUUAAAACAAUAAAAACAACGGUUUUUGGCACUCGGUUGCCUUGCCAAAUGUUUCACCUAAUUCUGUUUUAGCGCGGAUGCGGGUGCACAUAAGUGAAAUUUCGUAGCGCUAAGUGAAAGAGAAAACGGAGAAAGGUAGUGUCAGAGACAACUGUAAAUUUAAAUGUAAAUCCUAGCCAUGUCGUCGACGGACUUCGGGACUAACAGCUGUUGCAACAACAACAACAACAACGCGUACGGAUAUGCGAGCAACAACAGCAAUAUGCAGAAGUCAGUUCCCGCCCCCUCAGCGCUUGCCGCCGCACAGCUGAUCAAGGUCAGCUGUUCCAGCGGACUGGAGGUUGACCCACUGCCCAGCUGUCCGACCAGCCAGUCCGAUGCCUCCUCCGCCGCCUUGCUAGCACUGGACUCCUCGGAGAGCAGUGAGUGCGAGCCCUUCCUCGCCAGCAACAACACCAGUCGUAGGGCCACCCGCUCCAAUUCCCUGCUCCGCUGUCGGAUGCGCUACUCAUGGUGGGGGCGCGCCCACGGCUUCCUCACCCGAAACUGGUACCUGGGCUGCCUGGUGCCCGCCUGCAUCCUGGCCGCCCUUAUCUUCGUCGGCUGGGCGACACGGGACUACGCCCGCCAGCUCCUCUUCUGGAUCGAGAUGCAGAACCCCUGGCUAACCUUCGCCGUGUACAUGGCGCUUUUCGCCCUCGUCAGCUUCCCCGUGGUGGUGGGCUACUUCGUCCUGCUCGUCACCGCCGGUUACCUGUUCGGUUGCCUGCGUGGCUGGUUCACCGUGAUUCUAGGCGCCAACCUCGGCAUUGCCGUAGCCCAUGCCACGAUUCGCAGCUGCCGGCACCGCAUUCCCGUGCAAAGGCUAAUCAAAAAUGACACGGGUCGAGCCAUUCUCCGCGUGAUCUCUGGACCAAAGGCAUUUAGGGUCGUGCUCUUUACACGACUUACACCCAUUCCCUUCGGAGUGCAAAAUGUGAUAUUCGGAAUCAGUUCCAUCAAUACGAAAGACUACCAUGUGGCCACAAUGAUUGGGCUGCUGCCAGCCCAAAUUAUCAAUGUUUACUUGGGCUCCACGCUAAGGUCCAUGCACGAAGUGCUCAAUGACAAUAAUACCAAGCUGACCGGAUACAUUAGCUUUAUCUUUGAGGUCAUUUGUGGCGUGGUUCUGAUGUUUUGGGUUGUUCAAAAGGCGAGGAAGGAACUGUCAGAAACGUUGCUAGUCGCUGACAACGAAGAAAAGCACCAUGACAUACAAGUUUAGCAGGAGCCACGUUGACAGGAGUUCCCCUAUAAGAAACACGAGAGCUUCCCCAUCACAAGUGAAUCUCCUGGACUGACUGCAUUUUUGCAUUAGCUUUUUUAAGCAAAGGCGAUUUUCGUGUUUUUUGUUUUUUAUAUUAUGCUCAAACCAAACAUUACGCUAUUUUAAGCAGUUUUUAUGUUAAAGGAUUUCAUUCACACGUUCGGUUCCCUCAAAAACCACGACCAUGAUCCACAUCACAAUUUAAUUUUUACAACUAAGGAUAAAUACAACUAAGUCAAAGCCUCGCUCAAAAAUCGCUCACUUUUGGAAUCGAUUUUCGGUCAUAAUGCUGCUCUAUAUCGUUGUUUAAUUACUAGCUUGUAAGCAAAGUGAAUAAAUGAGCUCUGAAGUACAA
This is a messenger RNA of Drosophila elegans, 1805 nucleotides long. RefSeq names its product transmembrane protein 64. The transcript is spliced from 4 exons. Lineage: Eukaryota; Metazoa; Arthropoda; Insecta; Diptera; Drosophilidae. Bases 323 to 1408 code for a protein of 361 amino acids. The record is from RefSeq and is a predicted model, not a curated record.